GAAGGCAAGACGAAAGCUGAGAUUGCCAGGCUCCUUGGUCGGUCCGAGCAGUUUGUCGCCAAGUGGUGGCAGAAGGACGAGCGAGAAAUUCCCCGCCCCUGGGGUGUUCAUGAGUACAUGUCCAAAGAGCUCGGCACGAAAACUGCAACGAGCCAAGCCACGCUGUCUGAGAACUCAGAGGUCUCCACAGCCGCCUGGUGGCGGGACGUCGAGGUUCGACGGAAGUACCACGUGGAUCCCGAUGUUUACGACGAGCUCCUGAACAACACGGAGUGGAAGUCGUCCGCCGCUCGCACCCGAGAUUUCUCCACUGGAGCCUCCCAUGUCAAGUACGACAAGGAGGGGAAGAUGAAGUUGCAGGGGAACCAGAGUGCCAAGUACACCAAAGGAUCAUCCCCGGCUUUUGACAAGAUGCUUCAAAAGUUCUUUUCCGAGUAUGGCCUGGCAGAGCGGACAUCCGGCAUAGGACUGAACUGGUACCCAGAUGGCGAAUCGGUACUCGGAAGUCACCGCCACGAUUGUUGGACUGCUUUGUUCUCAUUCGGCGACGAACGCAUUCUGACGAUCGACAAGACGCCUCUGCUCCUUCAAGACUGCGACCUCGUAAUCUUCGGCACGCAGCGGCAUGGCGUCCCGAAGAUGCCAGAGAUCAAGGGCGGACGCAUCACGGUGCCCAUUUUCUUCUACCCGACCCACAUGCAGAUGAAGAAGCAGUGGCAGACUCUGACCGAUCCCGAGGAUCCCCGUCGCUCCAAUGAGCUGGCGAAGCUGCAGUCCACGCACCAGCUCGGCAGCGAUGCGAUGGGUCAGACGUUGUGGAGCGAUCCUCAGCGCAGCUUGGCUUUGGAGCAGCUUUUGCAGCUCGGCUUCGAUCUCGACGCAUCGCGCAAUGCGCUGCAGGCUUCCGCCUUCGACCCAGAGCAGGCUGCCGAGCUUCUCCUUCUCUCGGGAGCAGCGGACCUUGAUCUGGAUCAGAUUUCCGGAAGUGCCCAGGCGGCUCUGCAGAAUGACCAGGAGGAGGCUGUGCCUUCGAGCUCUUCGGGUCCCUUGCUGCGCGGUGCUCGCUGGGCCAAGCGAGGUCCAAGCACGGCGGAGGAUGAGACGCUGGCUCUGAAACUGCAGUUCGAAGACGAGAGUUUGCUGCCCUUUGCUGCUGGAGCUUGCUGCGACAUGCAUGUCGAAGACAUGGAUGCCGCUAUUGCUGCGCAGAUGGAGGAGGAAGAGAAUGCUGGCGGUGAUGACAAGACUUUCCUCCUGGCACAGCAGUUUGAAGAGUACGAGCAGCAGAUGAAGCGUGAUGAUGCGGAGAAAUGGCAUGGCAAAGGUGAUCUCAUGCAGUCGAACUUCGCUCGGGAAAAUCUUUCAUUGCAGACCAUGGAGAAGGUCACGUGCUACUCGCUUGGCCAUGGCCAGCUAAGUGAGAAGAGCUUCUAUGAGCUGCUCCAGGUGAGCUCCAUCAAAGUUCUCUACGACUUCAGGGCCAGCGACCACCGGGGAGAGGUGCAUUCACCCCAGCCACACUUCGCUGUCCGAGCGCUGAAAUCCAGCUGCCGGGUCCGGGGCAUUGCCUACAAGCAUGCCGCGCGGCCUCGCGAACGGGUUUGA
Molecule: messenger RNA, 1605 nt
Organism: Symbiodinium necroappetens
Lineage: Eukaryota; Dinophyceae; Suessiales; Symbiodiniaceae
Source: the annotation of a GenBank genome assembly